This is a messenger RNA of Daucus carota subsp. sativus, 2569 nucleotides long. RefSeq lists its product as uncharacterized. The transcript is spliced from 4 exons. Bases 285 to 827 code for a protein of 180 amino acids. The record is from RefSeq and is a predicted model, not a curated record. Lineage: Eukaryota; Viridiplantae; Streptophyta; Magnoliopsida; Apiales; Apiaceae.
UAAUAAUAAGUAUUAAAAAGUUUUUCUAUGCGUAACAAGGGCAAAACGUAAAAAAUCAUGAAAAUUACUUAAAAUAUAUAUAUGAAAAGUAUACAUAAACCCUGUCUCUGCAUACAUUUUUGUCAAUUUGUUUCUCUUUCUUGUAUCUUUAUUUGUAUGUCUACUUUUUUGUUUACUUACAGUGAUAAUCUACCAAGAUUAGUUUAUUCAAUUCUAUGAUUCAACUUACCUGUGCUUGUGCGAAAUAAUGUACUCAAAUGUGUCCUACGUGAAUACUUUUUUAAAUGUAUAUGAAGAUGAAACUUAUUCAGUGUGUAUUGAGGUCUUUCAAUGUUAGGUUGUCUCAUCAGUCGAGAACUUCUGUGGCCUGUUUCGGGGUCAGAGUCAGAGCUUUUUCAGCAGAUUCAAUUUGCUAUUGUGUAUUAAUCGUAGUAUAUUUGUGCAAUUUCAUGUUCGGAUGUAUGAUGUGUUGGAAUAUAUGCUUACAUUGUACAUUUCUUGGAAGAGAUAGUUUUAGCCGUCUAAGUGACAUUUGGCCAGAUACUUGGGGAUGUUUGGAAUGUGAUUUUGACUCGGUUAAUGGGAAUGGUAAUAAGCUUGUGCUCAGGCCAAUGAAAAGACUAGAUAGGGCUGAGAGCUACAAUUCUGAUUAUGGCAAUUCUGGUGGCAGAUUUAAUUUGGAUAACAGAUCAGAAAUUUUUGAUGGCUUGGAUGAGAGUUUUAACACCUUGUCAGAUGGAAUGGAUGAUAAGUUAAAAGAAGCUGCCACUUGCUACAGUGCUCCUGAAAUUUUGAAGAUCCAGAAUAUGAGUACAGGUCGGACGUAAACUGGAGUCGAAUUGGGGACACUUAUGAACUCAGAGUAUAAAUGAUAAACAAAGGCAGGUUUCUUUCUUGAUUUCAAAACUUUUUUAUUGCUGCAACGGAAGGCAUGCAUGCAUGAUGCACCUGUAUAUAAGCUUUUUAUCACAUCUCUUAGCUAGAUCACUUAAUCUACUGGUUUCAUUUCCUAUAGUUGGCCUAUAUAACUAGACUACAACCAAAAACCUUAAUCAUGCAGACAAACACAUCUAUAUAUAUAUAUAAAGAGGUUUAAAGAUACUAUUUCUAAUCUUUUCAUAUAAAUUUUACAUGGCAUACAUAACAUAUAUUUAUACAGGAAAUAGACUUUUUUUUCUUCCUAAAAAACACAUGUUUAGCUCAUUGCAUAUGAGUGACCAAAUAAUGAUAGAAAUGAUAAAUAAAAAUGUAUAUUUGUAUAUAGCAGACUAAUACAUAAAAGUGAUAUCUUAUUUGGCAUCCUAUGCUAACCGUAUUUAGGCAUUAAUAAAUUUUGCUUGGAGAGUUUUAUUAUUCUCUUAAAUAGAGUAAAGAUCAUUGCAACCUGUAGCAUAGAUAUAUGAAUUCAUACAUGUUUAUUUUUGGCAAUAUUAAUAACCUUGAAUUGCCAACCUUUGUUUCAUACAUUUAAGGAGCCUGUGUUUUUUGAGAGCUUUAAUCAGCUGAGUUAACGCAUAAGUUUACUAAUUUGAAAGUCAAGUUUAAUUCAAAAAGUAUUUACACCAAAUCACUUGGUUUGUAUGAGUUGUGGUUGAUCGUUAGUUUAGGCAUACCUGAAGGUGAUGUAUUCUACUUGGGAGCAUCGACUACAGAGCUCCGCAGUUUGCUGCCAGCUCUUUCUAAAAUUCUGAUAUCUCUGCACUAAUAUCAGCAAAGUCUGGACUUCUCUAAACUGUCUUAUGUGGCUCCGUUUUUUAAGGGAACAUCAAUUAAGUGGUUUUGUCCCUCAAACUUAGAUUGAUUAAAAAAUUGGUGACAAAUCGACAUAUUCCACUAUUUAUUUCAGCUACUAAAGAUAUUAGUGCAAGAAACAUAAGUAGUUCCAUGUCCAAGAAAGCAGGUGAUAAUCAUGAGAAAAUGGAGCGUCGGAGCUUUAAGGACUUCUUGGAACACUCCAAGCAUUUGCUCACAUCAUCUGACAGUGGCCCGCUAAGAUUUCCCUGUUCGAGUGCUCUUCCACACCGGAAAACUGUCCUCUUUUGCUCUCUUUACCAGGUCUUGAUGAGUUGGACUUGGACUUUCUUUGAAAUAUCAAAGGCUUGGACAGUAAGUUCAUUAGUACUCUCAAGUCUGCUCGGUACAAAUCGGGGAUUUGAACUUUAGUGAGACGUCUAGGGCUCAAGAUCCGUGGAGGCUAUUUAAAUUUGUAAAUUACCAUUUCCAAAUUGUUUAAGAAUGCUAUUGCCAAAUGCCAACGGUUAAUUUUGUUUCUUUUGUUCCUUCGAAGGAAUUUUGAUAUAUGGUGCUUGCAUAUUCCUAUUGAUGAUUGGAAACGGACAUCAUUUCCGGGUCCCUUUCAAGGUGAGAAGUUUGUUCCAAAAUGACACUGUCAAGUGUUAAGGGUGACUCUGAUGCACUAAUUUGGAUAUUUACGUAUUGUAUUAUGUAUAGUGGUAUCCUUUCUUGAUACUUCUGUUAAAACUGUUAGAUUUGGCAGCUACAUCAUUUAGAGAGUAAUCAGUAACUUCUUUAAUACCGCCAAAUAAUACAUCUACUUUGUUAGACGGUA